CUCCUGCUGACUUAAGCACGUGACAAGUCAAAUGACCAGUCACAUGAGAGAUCUGUGUCAAGAUGUCUGCGGUUGAGCGGCCCUCCUUCUCGAUGGGAAAUGAGACCCUCAGGGUUCCCAUGGCCCUAUUUGCCUUGAACAGGCAGCGGCUGUGUGAAAAACUGCGGAAGAAUGCGGAGGUGCCGAAGAAAUCAGUGAUGGUUCUGCAGGGGGGUGAGCAGACGCAGCGAUACUGCACAGACACUGACGUCAUUUUCCGUCAGGAAUCUUACUUCCACUGGACAUUUGGCGUGACGGAGAGUGACUGCUAUGGUGCUGUGGAUGUUGCUACUGGCAAGUCCUUGCUGUUUGUGCCAAAACUACCAGAGAGCUAUGCCACGUGGAUGGGAACGAUUCACUCCCGUGAGCACUUCAAACGUAAAUACGCUGUGGAUGAAGUUCAUUUUGCCUGUGAUGUGGCAGAAGUGCUGAAGAAGCUGCAGCCUGAUGUAUUGCUCACCUUGCGUGGCCUCAACACUGACAGUGGGCACACCACACGAGAAGCCUCGUUCGAAGGGAUCAGUCAGUUUAAUGUGAACAACGUUCUGCUUCACCCGGAGAUCGCAGAGUGCCGUGUGAUAAAGACGGACAUGGAACUGGAGCUCCUGCGUUACACCAACCGCAUCUCCAGCGAGGCCCACAAAGAGGUGAUGAAGGCGGUGCGUGUGGGGAUGAAAGAAUACGAACUGGAAAGCCUGUUCCAGCACUACUGUUACAAUCGAGGAGGAAUGCGCCACACCUCGUACACCUGCAUCUGUGGCAGUGGACUGAACUCGUCUGUCCUGCACUACGGCCACGCAGGCGCUCCUAAUGACAAGACCAUCCAGGACGGGGACAUGUGCCUCUUUGAUAUGGGUGGAGAGUACUACUGCUAUGGGUCAGACAUCACCUGCUCCUUUCCAGCCAACGGCAGGUUCACUCCCGAGCAGCGCGAUGUCUAUCAAGCCGUUCUGAAAGCUUCGCGGGCAGUGCUGAGCGCCAUCAAACCAGGGGUGGCCUGGCCGGAUAUGCAUCGCCUGGCUGAGCGAGUGCAGCUGGAGGAACUGGCGAGGAUUGGCAUCCUGAAGGGCAGUGUGGACGACAUGAUGAAGGUCCAUCUGGGAGCCGUGUUCAUGCCUCACGGUCUGGGUCAUCUCCUGGGAUGUGACGUCCACGACGUUGGCGGGUACCCAGAGGGCGUGGAACGGAUCGAUGAGCCUGGUCUCCGAAGCCUCCGCACCGCGCGGCAUCUUUUGGCUGGCAUGGUGCUGACUGUUGAACCAGGUAUCUACUUCAUUGACCACGUAUUGGACCAAGCUCUCGCUAACCCAGCCCAGGCCUGUUUCUUCAACACUGACGUGCUGGCCCGAUUCCGUGGCUUUGGAGGGGUGCGCAUUGAAGAUGAUGUAGCAGUGACCCCCACAGGGAUGGAGUUGCUGACCUGUGUCCCCCGCACCGUCGAGGAGAUUGAGGCCUUCAUGGCCCAGGGAUCUGGCCCCACCAAGCAGUUCAGCCAGCAGACUGCCUGAGGGAUAACCAUGGGGCCACUGUCCCACCUUACCUUGCAUCCAGUCUAAACCUAGCCUUGCCUUCCCUUGUAUCUGGAUUGUUCUGUGAUCAGGAUCUAAGAUUCCAAUCAAGCUUUUUGCUCGUAAAUCUAUACAAAUAAGUGGAUGGACCUAGACCCAACAGACUGCGGUUGUCAGACACAGCAACAAACACAGAAUGUAUAACAUAGAACAGUACAGGCCCUUCAGCCCCUAAAGCUUAACCACGUCCAAGAUCAAUCUAACCCUUCACUCCCACAUAGCCCUCCAUUUUUCUAUCAUCCAUGUGCCCAAGACUCUCAUAAAUGCCUCUAAUGUAUCUGCCCCUAUGACAGCCUGUUGUAACCUCCAUUGUCCAUAACAUCACCCUUGUGACAUAUGCAAACCUUCAUGAAUUUGAUUUUGCCACAUCCUCAAAGAAUUCAAUCAGGCUCGUGAGGCACAACCUGCCCGUCACAAAGCGAUGUUGAUUAUUCCUAAUCAGACCAUGCUUCUCCACAAUAUGCUUCUUUACAAUACUUGUAAAUCCUGUCUGCAAGAAUUUUCUCCAAUGGUUUGCCCACUAAUUGUAAUUCCCAAGAUUACGUUUCUUGAACAAAGGAAUACCAUUUGCCGGCCUCCAAUCUGGUACUACUCAUGUAGCCAGUGAGGACACAAAGAUAGAUCAUUGCCAAAGACACAACAUCUCUUCCCUCACUUCCCAAAAUAACUUGGGGUAUAUCACUGGGGACAUAUCUAUCCUAAUGCUUUUCAGAAAUUCCAGCAUGUUGACAUGUUCAAUCAUAUCAGCCUGUUUUACCCUGUCCUCAAACAUUCUCACUGAAGCAAAGUAUUCAAUGAGAACUCACCUACCUCCUUCGACUCCAGGCAUGUUUCCUCUUUUAUUCCUGAUCAGUCCCAUCCUCCUUUUCUUCACAUAUGUGUACAAUGCCUUGAGGUUUUCUUUAAUGGUACUCACCAGGCCUUCUCAUGUCCUUUUCUUGCUCUCUGAAAUCCAUUGGCCUUCCUGGCUACCUUAUGAACCUCAACAUACACAUUAAAAACAUGAAAGCAGAAUAGACUUCUUCUCACUGACAAACACAUAUUCCCUCUCCACCACACAAACACCUCUAGCCUGUAUUGGUCAAUCCCUCUACCUCCUGUUCUUCAGAGUGCCGGGUGGAGAGUGGGACUAGUAACUGCCUUCAAUCAUUGUCUUCUUGGGACUGGAAAUUCUGUCUUUGUCUGCCACAUGGGGACUGAUAUCCCCUUCCCUGGGGUGAAGUCUCCUCCUCUUUUCCCCUUGCUAUGCACUGGGGAAUGGGCCAGAGACAAGGCCCCUUGUUGGUCAGGAUUGACCGUGGAUGCUGUAAUACACAAGCAAGAGCAAUACGAUAUGGGGAGCAAGCCGUUGCCCACUCAGCUGAAGAAUUCAAAGGAACGGCAGAGACUGAUAGAGUCUGGCACCAGCACCAUCGCAGGAGUUGCCAGUCAGCAUUGAACUGCUUUAUAGGCUCCAGUUCCAGACUUUUCCUCAGAGUUUACUCCGAAAACCUUCUCCGUGAGUGGGUAUAGCCGCAAGGCAGCAGAGGUUUGAGAUCAGAGUUUCUCUUCUCAAUGAUUUGCCAAGCAGUUCUGACGAACCCCAUCUGCUCAAAGGGCCAGAAAAGUGAAGAGUGAAUGUCUGAGCCCAGGAUCUGUGUUGGGUCUAUGAAUGUUCCUACAUCUCCUUUAGCCUGCCGUCAAGGAAGACAUGGAAGUGAUGCCGAUCACUUCACAUUCCUCUUGAUUUUUAUAAUUUUACAAAUAAAGUAGCCACAAUUCUUGCA
Molecule: messenger RNA, 3373 nt
Organism: Hypanus sabinus (Atlantic stingray)
Lineage: Eukaryota; Metazoa; Chordata; Chondrichthyes; Myliobatiformes; Dasyatidae
Gene: pepd
Product: peptidase D
Exons: 15
Coding region: 63-1547 (494 amino acids)
Molecular function (GO): manganese ion binding; metalloaminopeptidase activity
Source: RefSeq, a predicted model, not a curated record